AUGAUCACCGCCUCCAGUGGUAGCCGUACUGUGGUGGUUGGUGUCAAGAUGGAAGAACAAGAAUCACACACUCACUGCUCAGAGUUGCUUACUUGGUCGUUAGUUAAUGUCGCUCAACCUGGUGAUCUUAUUGUGGCUCUUCAUGUUCUUCCAAAUCAUGAAACUGUGAAUAGAGAUGGGAAAUCGUCUUUGUUUUCUCUUGUAAAAGCAUUUGAUUCUGUUCUUUCGGGUUAUGAAGGAUUCUGUAAUCUGAAACAGGUGGAUCUGAAGCUUAAGAUUUGCCGGGGUUCAUCGGUGAGGAGGAUUCUGGUUAGAGAAGCAAAUGAAUAUCGUGCAACUCAUGUUAUAGUUGGAGCACCGCGAGGUUUUAGUAAAAUUAGGCCAUCUAUUUCUAUAGGUAGGUAUUGUGCUAAGAAGCUGUCUAAGGAUUGUUGGGUUUUUGCUGUUGAUAAUGGGAAAGCUGUGUUCAAGAGAGAUGGAUUGUCGUCUACAAAUUGCGCCGAUUUAAAAGGAAGUCGAGUUGGAUUGCUCGGUUCGAUUCAAUGGAAAUUCGGCAAGAGUUCAAAAGUACUGAAUGAUGAUAUCCAAGAUUCGAUAUUGUUGGAUUCGUCUUGCCACAAAGCUGUGGAUCAAGAGUCUUAUAGCGGUGGUGAUGGAGAGAAUGAGAAGAACUCAUUAGCUAUGGUGCCUGUAAAGGUAAACGAUGCUGGUUCGAGCGUGAAAGCUUUGUAUGACAGAGAGGUGGCUAAUUUGAAACCUGGUUGGCCACUACUACAUAGCAGAAUUUCAUCAUCAGACAGGAGAGUUUCUGAAAGAUCGUCGUUUCCUCGGAUUUCUGUGGUUCAAUGGGCAAUGCAGUUGCCCUCUAGAAAUCUUUCCUAUGAUAAAGAUCGGUUUUUGGGUCUAGAUAGCAAAAGUGGUGCUCUUGUACCGGUGGAUGCUGAAAUAGGGACGAUUGCUUCACCCGAACGCAAAUCAAUUAACAUUCCUAAAGAAUUGGUGGGACUUCAUGAGAAAUACUCGUCUUCUUGUAGAUUGUUUAAGUACCAAGAACUUGUGUCAGCAACAUCAAAUUUCUUGCCUGAAAAUUUGAUUGGGAAAGGAGGAAGCAGUGAGGUUUAUAGAGGCUGUCUUCCGGAUGGAAAGGAAGUUGCGGUUAAGAUCUUAAAGCCUUCGGAAGAUGUUUUGAAGGAGUUUGUUUUAGAGAUAGAAAUUAUCACUACUUUGCAUCACAUAAACAUCAUUUCCCUCGUUGGAUUCUGCUUUGAAGACGACAAUCUUCUUUUGGUCUAUGAUUUCUUAUCAAGAGGGAGCCUUGAACAUAACCUUCACGGUAAUAAGAAAAAUCUACAUGAGUUCGGUUGGACUGAGAGAUAUAAAGUAGCAUUGGGUGUUGCCAAGGCUUUGGAGUAUCUCCAUAAUAAUGGUGACAAAACUGUGAUCCAUCGCGAUGUGAAAUCAUCAAAUGUGUUAUUAUCGGAGGAUUUUGAACCUCAGCUCUCUGACUUUGGACUUGCUAAAUGGGCAUCAUCCUCGUCAUCAUACACAACCUGCACCGAUGUUGCCGGAACUUUUGGUUACUUGGCUCCUGAAUACUUCAUGUAUGGUAAAGUUAACGAUAAGAUUGAUGUCUACGCAUUUGGUGUGGUGCUUCUUGAGCUUCUCUCGGGGAGGAAGCCUAUAAGUGGCGAUUAUCCUAAGGGUCAAGAGAGCCUUGUAAUGUGGGCAAGUCCGAUUCUAAAUAGUGGGAAGCUGUCGCAAUUGUUGGAUCCUAGUUUGGCUGAUAACUAUGAUCAUGAAAAGAUAGAAAGGAUGGUCUUAGCAGCCACACUUUGUAUCAGACGCGCUCCAGGAGCUAGGCCUCAAAUGAGCCUUAUCUCAAAAGUUCUUAAAGGUGAUGCUGUAGUAAUGAAGUGGGCAAGGAUAGAAAUUAAUGCUUUGAAAGCUUCUGAAUUGCUUGACGAAGAAGCUUCUCCAACUUCUAACUUACAGUCACACCUAAAUCUUGCACUGCUUGAUGUGGAGGACGACACACUCUCCUUAUGGAGUGUUGAUCAAAAUGUCUCUUUAGAGGACUACUUGAGAGGCAGGUGGAGCCGUUCAUCUAGCUUUGAUUGA
Messenger RNA from Vicia faba (fava bean), 2118 nucleotides. The record is from the annotation of a GenBank genome assembly. Lineage: Eukaryota; Viridiplantae; Streptophyta; Magnoliopsida; Fabales; Fabaceae.